Molecule: messenger RNA, 4047 nt
Organism: Fusarium venenatum
Lineage: Eukaryota; Fungi; Ascomycota; Sordariomycetes; Hypocreales; Nectriaceae
Source: RefSeq, a predicted model, not a curated record
AUGGCCACCGGCAUAUAUCAUCAAAAGCGCAAGGCAUCAUAUCGAAAUACAUCUUCAUCAAACGCCCAUUACCAAGUCCAAACCAAACAUGUACAAAUCCCUCCUCCUUCUACUUAUUGUAUGCAUCUAAAAGUUGGCAACAGCCACGGCGAUAGCCUGGCUGUCAGAGUUGGGAGCACCAUUCUCGCCCUUGACGAUCUCAAUGUCCUUCAUAGCGGCACCAGCACCUUGGCUGGCAACACCCAAAGACUUGAAGACAGCCUCCUUGGCACUCCAGCGACCAGCGAAAGAGCUCUGAGGGCUAGGGGCCUGGCGACAGUACGAGAUCUCGUUGGCAGUGAAGUUUCGCUCAACAAAGGUGUCAUUAUCAAUGUUAACGGCAGAAAUGUCCUCAACAUCAACGCCGACCUGGCUGUUCUUGUUGGCAACCUUGAGAGCAAGUGCCUCCAUGACCUGCUCGGUCUCCUUGGCCUUGGUAGAAGAAACGACCUUCUCAGAUCGCUUCAUGAAGUCAGGGCUAUACUUGAGCUCAGAAGACUUCUUGUCCUCAGUGACACGGGCAUCAGGGUUCAGCAGAACCUUGCUGAGCUGGUCGUCAGCCUUGUUGUUGAUGAAGCCAUCGUGGAAGUAGCGGUAGGCCUUCUUCUGACGGGCAUCGACCUUGGCGCAGUACUCAGUGUAGGUCUUCUCGUCGAGAGUAGCAAACAGGUACUUGGGGUGAAUACCAAUAGCCUGAGCACCCUUCUGACCGAAACCGAAAGAGGUGACGGAGAAGGCCUUGACACCAUCAGUCUGGAUGCUUCGGCUGGGGUACACAAUGAGGUCAUAUUGCUCCAUGAUGGGAUCAACGUUAUCGGCGUUGCGGUUACCAGGAACAAGACCAGUGUCGAGGACCUGGAGACAUCCGUUCAUCAUCCAAGCACCUGCAGCACCCUUGGGGUGACCGGUAAGGUACUUCUGAAAGAUACCCAAAACAGCGUUACCCUUCUUGCGGCCGAGGUGGCGAAGCUGCUGGCAGAUAACGUUGGACUCGUUCUUGUCGUUGGCCCUGGUGGAGGUUCCGUGGAAAGAAGCGACACCGAUAUCGUCAACAGUAAGACCCCAAGUGGCAAGGGCACCACGGAGAGGAGCGAUACUGGGAUCGCUCUUCCAGAAGUUGUUGCCCAUGCUGCGGAGGAGUUCCUUCUCUUGGCGAGCAGCCUCUCUCUCAAUGUGAGCGAAGCGGUCCUGAGCGUACUCCUUCUCGUCGAAAGUGGCACCCUGGGACUUCAUGGCGUCAAUCUCGUCAUGGACGUACUCAAGCUCAGACUCCUGCCACUGCUUGAUGGUCUUCUUGCGGCGCUCAAUCUGGCGACGGCGGUAGUUGAUGUCAAGCAGAGGCGAAGGGAACUUGCCAGGGUUCUCACGAGCAGUAGUGAGAACACCCUGUCCGGGAGCAGGAACGGAGCGGCCAAUCUUGUCAGAGGCGGUAGUAGUAAGAGCGAUGAUACCGUGGAUGGGGACACCCAUGUCAAGGGCAAGCUUGGCAGUCAUGAUGAUUUGGAUACCACAACCCUGGGACUCCAUGAAUCCGUUUCGGGUAGUGGUGGUAGGACGAGACAUCUCCUUGGGGGUACGGCCAUGAGCAAACUCGUCGACAGUGUUGCUAGUGGCUUUCAUGUUGGCAAACUCGUAAGAGCCUUCCUCACCGAGAUCGUCGAAACCACCAACGAAACAGACGCGAGCCUUACCCUCCAUGAUAGUCUCGUAACCAGUGUCGAUGGACUCGACAGCAGUAGCACAAGCACCGACGGGGGUCUUGAUAGGUCCGGAAGAAGACAUCAACAACAUGUUAACCCAAGCGGCCAUGGUGUUGAUGAAAGACUCCUGGAGAAUGUCGUUCUGUACAGGCUGGUCGAGGAAGCGAGUGCGGUGCAUGUCCCGGAGAGCAGCAGCACCACCCAUGCCGGAACCAACACAGUUACCAACCUCAGAAACGUGGACGUACUUGUAGAACUCAUAAGGAUCAGUGAUACCGCAAGACAGAAGAGCUUCGGCAGUGGAAACGAGGAGGAACAGGGUAACGGGGUCGACCUGAGAGACGAUGUCGUCGGGAACACCGUAUCGCUUGGGGUCCCAGCCGGUGGGGAUCUGUCCAGCAACAAGGCGGUCAAAACGAAGGGCCUUAGGGAUCCAGAGAGAGGCACCCUUCCUGAGACGGAUGAUGUACUCGCCGCUGUCAGGGAUCUCAAAGACCUCGACCUUGUCACCGUGCUCACGCUUGAACUCCUCGGCGGUCUCCUUGGAAGACUCAAAGGGCUCGAGGUCCUCCUCAAUGACAACCUCGUGGAGAAGCUGCUUCCUGUUGGGGUCAUAGCCAUCGAACAGCUCAGGCUCGAUCAGACGGAUACCAGAGUGCUCGAGAACGUACUUCUCGUACUUUUGCUUAACGUCCUUGUCGUCAACAGGCUCUCCUGUCUUGGAAUCAACCCAGCCAGAGUAGGGCUUGCCCUUGAUAGGACCGUUGUGGUUCUUGAUGAGACCCAUGAUCCAAGCCAUCUCGACGCAACCCUCAAGAGAGAAUUCGCCGUAGGCUUCCAUCUCCCAUCGGGUACGAGAGUUACCCCAGGGACCAACCUCGGCGAAACCAGUAACAACAACAACCUUCUCAAGAUCGACCAUGCCCUUGAGGUUGUCGUUGAGGGGCUCAACCUCAGUCUUCCAGUCAGGGCGCUUAGGGAAGUCAAACUUGAUGUUGGCGCGAGGGUCGAUGGUCUUCUUCUUGUAGAGAACCUCAGAGGCAGCACCAUUGACAAUGGUGUUCUCAAUGGCGCUCUCCUUAGCAACAGCACGACGGACCUCGCUGGUCUCCAUGAUAUCCUUGCGAAGCUUGGUCAUGGUCUCGUUCAGGUUAGGGAUGAACUGGAGACCACCGUUGAGAUCAGCAAAGACAGGCUCGUUCUGGCACAAGUCAACCAGAGUGGGGGACAUAAGACCGAGAAGGUUGAAAGCCAUCUCCUGUUGAGAGAAAGUGCGGACGCCGAAAGCCUCAACGCCUUCAGCAACAAUGUUGUUGCCAGACAUGAGACCAGUUCCUCGGGUCCAGCCAAUGACAGCACCGCAGAUGGUGAGGUAGUUGGCCCAGCUCUCGGAGUGCCAUCUGUUGAAGAGAGUCUCAAGACCGAGCUUGGACUCGGAGUAGAGACCAUCGUUACCAAAGGUACCGUGGUUGGGAGAAAGAGGCAGGACGACUUGAGCAGGUCGGGUCUCGAAGCCACGCUCAGUCUUCUGGGCCUUGACACAUCCGAGAAGACGAACAAGGUUGGUAAGCAUGAUGCGGUGAGCGAGCUCAGACUUGGAGUCAAUGUUGUCAAUCUCACGGCCGUUCUCGGGAAUGGCAGCGAAAGGAACAAUGAAGUCGAGAUCCCAGCCGAGACCCUCCUUGGUGUCGUAGAUAUACUCGACCAAAGCCUCAACAUCUUGCUUGCUACCUUGAUUGAAGGGAACAACAACAAUCUGAGAGCCACGAGAACCGUAGCGGGUGUACAUAGCCUGGUAGUACUCCGUGACCUCACGGGAGAAGCGGCUGGUGGUAACGAUGACCUUGGCACCACCGCUGACAAGACCCUGAAGGACCUCAGCACCAAUAGAACCCGCACCGGCACCAGUCAUGAGAACGUGCUUGUCCUGGAAUGUGACACCAGACUUAGCAGCAUCCUCCAGGCAGUUCAGAUACACGCCAGUAAGCUUCUUGCUGUAGUCCCAGCCGUGGAGACCCUUCUUCUUGAGGUGAAGGAAGGGAAUGGUCUCAACCUUGCCCUUACUUUGGCUGUUCUUAAGAACCUUUCGUCCCUUGUUGUCCUUGGGAAGAAUCUGGCUCUCGUUCAUGGCAAGCGAUCGGAGGACAUCACCAUACAAGCUCUUGAUCUCAAGCUGAGAAGUCUUGGACAGCUUGUGCUGCUGCUUGAUAAGUUUGUAGAUGCGGGAAAGAUCGCUCUGAACCUUGGUACGGUUACCGUACUCAGAGAUCUUACCACCCUCGGCCAUUUGCUGAACAUAGUGUUCUAG